CAACAGAUACGAACACCGGAGACACCCGUAUCAUCAUCGAUUUCCCAGACCGCCCAACACACAGAGCCACCCAACCCAAUCGCCAUAUACAAAGCUUAAGCUUAGCUUCUAGGGACAUGAAAGUAAUUAACCACUCCAGAAUCUAGUUUCACCAAGAACAUGCAUGGAUUUCUGGCUCUUCUGCCACAACCCCACACCCUCUAUUUCUUCAACCUCUCUUCUUCAAGAUCCCUUCUCUACCUCCAAAUCAGACCCAAAUCCUCCGCACCCAAUUUGGGUUACCCUUCAAAAACCAACCUGAAUCUCGUCGUCUUGUCUUCCCACUCUUCGAGUUUCUCAAGUUUCAGUAGCAAACGACGACGCUUUGUUACGAGAGCGAGCCGCAGGGAGUCUCCUUACGAAGUUCUGGGAGUGUCUCCUUCUGCUACUGAUGUGGAGAUCAAGAAGGCCUAUCGCAAACUUGCUCUUAAGUAUCACCCAGAUGUUAAUAAAGAGGCAAAUGCGCAGGAGAAAUUUAUGAGGAUUAAACAUGCGUAUAGUACAUUGCUGAGUUCAAAAUCUCGGGGGAAAUAUGACUCUAGUUAUGGAUCUGACUAUUCCUAUUCUGGAUCUCAAAGAAGCCAAAGGAAGAAGGCUCCAGAGGAAGAAGAGUUUUAUGGAUUCGGUAAUUUUGUGAGGGAUGUUCAAAUUACAAUAGAGGACUUCUUUAGAGAUAUUCAAGCAGAAUUCCAGAACUGGGAAGAAAGUGCUUCUAAACAAGGAAAGCCAAGGAGUCUGUGGGAGGAACUGUCGGAAAUUGGAGAAGAAUUUGUGGAAUUUCUCGAGAAAGAACUCAACAUAACGGAUCCGGAGGUUGAACCAAAUAACAUCAAUGAAGGGCCUGAGAAGGGCAAUCCGUCCAGAAAUUCUGGGACAGAGAGAAUGGGAAGUGCAAGUAAAAAGGAAUCCACCCCGGGGGCUAGUAUUGAAGAGAAUAUUGAUGAGAUAGAAGCUACUCUUGCUCAGUUGAAAAAGGAAUUGGGAUUGUAGCACAGAAAAGCAGCUUUUCAAUUCUUUAGGAAACGUUUUGAUAAGAUGGAGGGGAAGAAAAUAGGAUAAGAAAAGGCAGAGGUAGAGGAUUGAUCUAAUACUUUCAAUCUUGGACAAAUGAUAGAAGGUUCUCAAGUCAAAAGAAAAAAUUAUUUCAGUAUUCUUCAAUUUCAUAUCAGGGCACCAUGUAGAGUAAGAUUACAGUGUUUUGCUUCCAAGAGUGUUUAGGCUUGUAUUGAAGCAUAUGGUUAUGAUUUCUCUUGUAUUCAGAUGUGGAUAUAUGAAAAUCAAGUGCUGUUCUAAGGAUUGUUACGCUGAAGCUUGGUCCUCGAUAUACUUGUAUCAGUUGUCUGUAUCCUCGACAGUCCCCAUGCUUCUAUGUCAUUAAAUUACAUUUUUUCUUACUUGGUAUUGUUCCUUCCAAGUACCAAAGUUUUGUUGCGUUUUGGUUGUGAUCAUUGGGUGGACAGUGUUAUGGUCGAGUGCAGUAGGAACGUGUUCUUGUUUUUUCAACUACUGUGCCCAGAUGAUCCUGCAACUUACAUACUGCUAUCAGAUGUGUUGUUGACAAGAGGCUAGAGGCUAGUGGGAUAAUACUGCAGGAUUAUGGAGCUCAUGUGUAUUUGUUAUAGUUGGAUUUGAUCAACAAAGGCGAUAUGUUUUCUUUAACUCUCUUUUUAGAGCCAGAGGUAUGAUGUGACCUGCAAGAAGCUCUGUGUUGCUUGGACCAGGGAAGGGAUACUACUUUUUCACAAACAAUAUCUGACCCAGGAUUUUCAUUUUUUCCCAAUUAGGAGGAUCCCAAAAGACGCAAAUCCAUUUGUGAUGGAAUGCAACGUGUGUUUGAUGUUUCUUUUACAAUCAGAAGUGUUCCCAAG
Fragaria vesca subsp. vesca is the source of this 1907-nucleotide messenger RNA. RefSeq names its product chaperone protein DnaJ-like. The transcript is spliced from 5 exons. Gene Ontology annotation, cellular component: cytoplasm. NCBI's taxonomy places the organism in Eukaryota, Viridiplantae, Streptophyta, Magnoliopsida, Rosales, Rosaceae. The record is from RefSeq and is a predicted model, not a curated record. Bases 160 to 1029 code for a protein of 289 amino acids. Gene Ontology annotation, biological process: protein refolding.